This is a messenger RNA of Fusarium redolens, 1986 nucleotides long. Its product is annotated as general substrate transporter. The record is from RefSeq and is a predicted model, not a curated record. Gene Ontology annotation, molecular function: carbohydrate:proton symporter activity. Gene Ontology annotation, cellular component: membrane. Lineage: Eukaryota; Fungi; Ascomycota; Sordariomycetes; Hypocreales; Nectriaceae. Gene Ontology annotation, biological process: transmembrane transport; carbohydrate transport. The transcript has 2 exons. The coding region runs from base 223 to 1845 and encodes 540 amino acids.
GACAUGCUAAAGUCUUCUCGGCCGAUGAGAUGGGGCGAUUUUUCGCUCUCGCUGUUCCCCAUGGGGCUCCAUCCAUCAGAAAAUGUUCAACGUCUCUGGGGAUAAUUCUCCAAGUCUAAUACUCAUGAAUUAACAUAUAAUCCUGAGGGCAUUCCCUCUGAAUAACCAGCAGAUCAUCACCACACUCUCAAUCAUCUCAGUCACCCUCUACACAUUCUCACAAUGACUACCAAGGUUGAAGCCAUCGCGACAGUGUCUGACCAUGUCGAAAAGGCACCAGCCACAGACUCAGUCGCCAUCCAAAAGGCCAUUGACGCUCAAGACCUCACACCCAAGCAACAAUACCAGCGUCUCUGGUCAAACCUCAAGAAAGACAAGCGCUUCGUCCUAUGGUCCAUCUACAUCAUGUCCCUGGUCUUUGGCUGGGGUUAUGAUUCUGGUCUUUCAGGUGUAGCUAUUGCUUUCCCCGAGUUCCGCAAGGUUUACGGCGAGUACUACCAAGUCGGAGAUCAAUAUGUCAUUCCGGCGCUUUGGCAGUCUCUUUGGAACGCUGCUAGCACUAUUGGUCAGAUCUUUGGUGCCUUUCUGGCUGGUCAGUUUGCGGACUGGGUUGGUCGCAAGGCUGUUCUAUGGACGGCUGUCGCUCUAUCUAUUUCAUCUUCUUUCGCACUGGUCUUUGCUCCCAGUCUUCCCAUUCUAUUCGUCUCCAAGCUUCUUCUUGGUCUUUCCGUCGGUCUCUCAACCGUCACGCCUCCUCUGUACGUCACAGAGAAUGCACCCGCCGCUCUUCGAAGCUCUCUCAGCUCCCUCACCAACGUCAUCAUCGUCCUGGGUUUCUUCCUUUCCUCCAUCACUGGCUGGGGCUCUUCCAAGAUCAAGGGCGAAUGGAGCUUCCGACUUGCCUUUGUCAUGACAUUCCUUGUCCCUACUCUCUUCGCCAUCGGUCUUCCUUUCCUGCCAGAGUCACCUGUUUGGUAUGUCAAGAAGGGACGAGACGACGAUGCCCGAAAGGCUAUCUUCAAGCUUUACGGUACAUCUAUUGAUGUUGAGGAGAGACUUGAGUUCAUCAAGUCUGAGCUUGAGGUCACUGCUGGUGAAGCCAAUAUGGCUAAGCAGACUAGCUGGAAGGCUAUCUUCUCAAAGGAGCACCGAAGCAGAACUCUUAUUGCUGUCAUGGGACUCCAGUCUCAGAACUUCUCUGGUGGAUACUUUGCGAACACAUACCAAACCUACUACUUUGAACUCAUCGGACAAUCCGACCCCUUCGGCCUCACUGCUAUCUCCUCAACCCUCCAAUUCCUCUCCAACUGCGUUGCCGUCUGCGUCUCCGAUGUCCUCCCCCGUCGAAAGUCCCUCAUCGGAGGCGGUACACUUCUCUGCUGCUGGUCCAUCAUCAUCGCCGGAACUUCCCUCGCAGGCACCGCCAACCGAGCCGCCAACACCGCUCUUCUUACCUUUAUGAUCACCUGGUCGAUGCUUUAUACCGCGACAGUUGGAUGCUUCGGAUGGGCUGUCGCUCAGGAAACGGCUGCUCAGGCUACACGUCCCAAGACUAUUGCUUUCAGUCUUGUUUGCCAGCAACUUACCGCGCUUAUGCUAUCUUCCGUCUUUCCCUUCUUCAUCAACCCUGAUCAGCUCAACUGGGGCGGAAAGGUCAUGUUCUUGUUUGUUGGCGCUGAGGUCUUCAUUCUGGCUACACUCUUUUGGUUCCAGCCUGAGACGAAGAACAGAACUUAUCAUGAUAUCGAUUGCCUGUAUGCUGAGGGUGUUCCUCCCAGAAAGUUCUCCGAGUUUGUUGUCAACGAUGGAGCUGUUGUCCGAAAGCCCAGUGUGGAGAAGGAGUGAUUAGGCUAGCAGGUGUUGAGAAUGUGAUGGGGGCGAUGCUCUCAAAUAUCGUGGAUGGGCGUCGCUGGGAUUGGAGUUUGCAAUUUGGUCGUCUUAUAUGGAAUGGAGAAAAUGAAAAACUUUAUAGUGUUUGAACAUGAU